AAAAAUGGGACGACUCUUCCGCACGCUGUCUUGGAAUCGUGCUAUCGAGACACGACGACGGAUGAGUGCGAAUUCGUAAAAAAACAAAGAAAACAGGUUUCUCGGGCUCAUUGUCGCAGCCAAAAAUUGGCCUUGCGCGUUAACCAACCCGCAUACGUACGGACGUGAGAGCUGUGUGGCCACUGAACACCGCACAAAAAGAGCGCACGUGAAACGAGCUCUCAGAGCUCAUUCGACCGCCAGCUCUGCAGCUUCUAAAAAUGGCAGCGCGAGCGCUAGCCCGCGUGGCGACGCGCUCCCUCACAAGAAGACGCGCCUCCUCCGCCGCCGCCACAACAUUUAUAGAACCGCCGCCUUUCGAACAACCGGCCAAAGACGCGCUCGGCCCGUUCAGUGACACGGACGCCCUCGACGUCACGGGCCGCCUCACGGAGGACGAGGUGCUCAUAAGGGCUACGGCUAGACAGUACUGCCAAGAAAAGCUCGCGCCGAGGAUCGUGGAAGCUAAUAGACACGAACUUGUGGAGCGAGACAUUUUCCGGGAGAUGGGUUCAUUAGGGUUGUUAGGAGCGCAAUUGGACGGAUACGGCUGUAGUGGAGUGUCGUCGAACGCCUACGGGCUGAUCGCGAACGAAGUGGAAAGGGUCGACUCGUCCUACCGGUCGAUGCUGUCCGUGCAGAGUUCUCUUGUGAUGCAUCCGAUCCACAAAUUUGGCAGUGAAGAACAGAAAGCUAGAUUACUGCCGUUACUCGCUGCGGGGGAGUUGGUCGGUUGUUUUGGAUUGACGGAGCCGGACGCCGGCUCGGAUCCUUCCGGUAUGGCUACGAAGGCGACAUAUGAUGGCACUACGGGAGAAUUCGUCUUAAAUGGGUCGAAGCACUGGAUCACGAAUGCGCCCGUCGCCGACGUGUGUGUCGUGUGGGCCCGUUUAGAUGGUGUCGUGCGGGGCUUUAUUGUCGAGCGCGGUGCUGAUGGCCUGAGCACGCCGAAAAUUCCCGGAAAGUUCUCGUUGCGGGCCUCGCCGACCGGUAGUAUUGUGAUGGAGGACUGCCGCAUACCUCGAGACAACGUGCUCCCGAAGGCCUCGGGAUUGCAGAGCGCGUUCUCGUGCCUGAAUUCCGCACGGUUCGGCAUCUCCUGGGGGGCUUUAGGUGCCGCAGAAGCCUGUUACGAAGUAGCGAGGGACUACGUCUCCGAUCGAGUCCAGUUCGGCGCGCCGCUAGCGGCCAAUCAAUUAGUACAAAAAAAACUAGCGGACGUCGUCACCGAGUUAUCCCUAGGAUACUGCGCCGUGCAACGGUUAGGUGAACUCAAAGACGAAGGCCGGGCCUCGGUAGAAGCUUUAUCGCUCCUAAAGCGGAACUCCUGCGGCAAGGCUUUGGACAUUGCACGUACCUGCAGGGAUUUGUUGGGGGGCAACGGCAUCCAGGACGAGUACCACGUCAUCCGCCACUGCAUGAAUUUGGAGGCCGUGAACACGUACGAGGGGACGCACGACGUCCACGCCCUGGUGCUGGGGAGGGGGAUUACGGGCAUACCGGCGUUCGUUCCUUCGGCGGCGCGCUCAUGAUGAGGCGUCGAUGGCGUGGGAGGGGUUUUCGAGACCUAAAACUUGUUGUUUGA
Molecule: messenger RNA, 1624 nt
Organism: Pelagomonas calceolata
Lineage: Eukaryota; Pelagophyceae; Pelagomonadales; Pelagomonadaceae
Source: the annotation of a GenBank genome assembly